This is a messenger RNA of Enterobius vermicularis (human pinworm), 312 nucleotides long. The record is from the annotation of a GenBank genome assembly. NCBI's taxonomy places the organism in Eukaryota, Metazoa, Nematoda, Chromadorea, Rhabditida, Oxyuridae.
CUGGUCACGUCAGAUAUACUUGGUGGCCUUUGUUUUAUAAUCAUCAUUAUUGGAUGUAUUGGAAACAUAUUUGUCAUCUAUGUAUUGCUGAAAGACCGUAAAGCUGCACUAAGUGGUUCUAUUAACUUACUGUUGCUAAAUUUGGCAUUUGCUGACUUGGGCAAUUUGAUUGCUUGCUCCUCAGAUUUAGCAGUGAUACUAUACGGCAAAGGAUGGUUUCUACCGUCAGUUCUGUGUCCAUUGUUGCAUUUUUUGGAAGAAUUUUUUUUAUAUGCAUCUGUAUUAAUGCAGGCAAGUUUUAUUUUACAAUAA